Messenger RNA from Triplophysa rosa, 5497 nucleotides. RefSeq names its product sphingosine kinase 2 (gene sphk2). Lineage: Eukaryota; Metazoa; Chordata; Actinopteri; Cypriniformes; Nemacheilidae. The transcript is spliced from 7 exons. The record is from RefSeq and is a predicted model, not a curated record. Bases 1130 to 3742 code for a protein of 870 amino acids. Gene Ontology annotation, biological process: sphingosine biosynthetic process; sphinganine-1-phosphate biosynthetic process; positive regulation of apoptotic process. Gene Ontology annotation, cellular component: intracellular membrane-bounded organelle; cytoplasm; membrane.
UCAAUCAUUUACUUGCCUCCGCCCGCUGCGUCAACAGAUUUCCUGAAAACGCUCGUGCCUCCCCUACAGCUCAGGAAAGCUGGUGAAACUCGCUAUGUAUGGGGACAAAAAUGAGGGCACCUAUAACAGCGUGAAUACAAGAGUGCUCAAAGCAGCGAAGGCAACCAUGGCUUGACACUUUAAUCCAGCACUCUUCUUUUCUUUGGUGUUUUAUUUAUCUGCCAUUUUUGAAAGAAUCCCCUGCAUGCAUGGACGAGUAGGAUUCAAGGUUCAUGGAUGUCGAAUGUUGGAAUUUCUGGCAUUUAUUUAUUGGAUGAGCUAGAAUAACACAAGUUCCCUUCGCCACUACAUUCUCUGAUGCUAUUUUGGACCAAGACCAGAAUUGACAUCGCUGUUCAUCUUUAUGAAGAGAACCUGUUUUAUAGUUCUGUCUUUAACUCUUGUCAUGCACUAUUGUUGGAUGUACAAUUACUUAUACCCUCAAUGCUUGUUUGUCCUAAAUGUUUUUGUAGCAUUUGUAGGGUUAUCAUAGUCUUACUCUGUGUUUGUUGAUAAAUUAACUAAAGAAAUUUCUUUUAAUGACAAUUUAUGUAGACUCACACAGAAUUGCGCUUUGUUUUAUGUUGAUAAGAGAUAUUCACUUUUUCUCAUAUUGUAAUAUUUUCAAGUCAGACAAAGAAAGCUGAAAAAAGCUAAUAAUCUAAAAUAUAAUUGUUUUGGUAAGGAUAUUUUAAUGCAGCACUAACCUGGAAGUAUGUGUAUUGUUUUGUUCAAAUGUUAAUAAGAGGAUUGGGCAUUGGUUCAGGCAAAAUGCACUUGUGUGGGAAAAGGUUGAACAUUAUCAGGGAUGAAAAAGCCUGCUGAAGUUUUUUUCCCUUUGAACAGACACCGGCCGAAGCACUGUCAACUGAUUUAACAUGAUGUGGGACUAAAAAGGUUGACUCAUAAAUAAAAACAAUCAACCACCGUCCACAACAACUCCAAACGUCCAGUGCGUCCGUCCAGAAAAAUCAUCUCACUACGAACAAAAGAGACCAAAAACUGAACUCUGCAUGAGGCACUUGCAUUGUCUAUUUAACGCAUACUUUCCAUUCCACUGUGGCACUUCAUCUGAGCCCAGAAGCUGAACAUGCGCUCACCAGGCCCAGAUAGCCUGUCCGUAACCGAGGAGGCGCUGCUGCAUGGCCAGUUUGGAGGAUGGAGCACCGGAGGGGGAAGUGGCAGUGGAAGCAGCAGUAGCAGUAACAGCUGCCCCAAUAGCCCUGGAGGUGUGUCUGUACCAUCCAGUCCCGUGUCCACAAGCUAUGCCCUGACCCUUACGCCCACUCACAUCCACGUCCAGCGAUUAUCUCCACGCACUGUGAAGCAAUCCAGGCUACUGUUGCCCCUGGCUGAGUUCACUGGAUGCAGCUGUCCACGGUCACCGGCCCCCCCAUUGCUGGUGCUUUACUGGUACCCUCCGGGUCGACGAAGGAAGGGGGUCUCCAGACACAGACAGGUGAGGGCCUAUCUGGCGGAAAGCAGAGCCGAGGCGGAAAUAUGGAACGCUGCUAUACAGUGCCUGCUGAGGGGGAUGGAUGUCAGCUCCACUACAGAAUUCAGCAAAAGCAUGUUGCCUCGUCCCCGUCGACUGUUGCUGCUAGUCAAUCCAUACAGUGGAAGGGGUCAAGCAAUGCAGUGGUGUCAAACGCACAUACUUCCCAUGAUAAGAGAAGCCAAUAUCAGCUACAACCUCAUACAGACAGAGCGUCAGAAUCAUGCACGAGAGCUGAUCAGAGAGAUCUCGCUACCAGAAUGGGAUGGAAUCGUCAUUGUAUCUGGAGAUGGACUUUUGCAUGAGGUGAUAAAUGGCCUCAUGGAAAGGCCAGAUUGGGAACAAGCAAUAAAAACACCUGUAGGAAUUCUGCCUUGUGGAUCUGGAAAUGCCCUUGCUGGUUCCAUCAACCACUAUGCAGGGUACGACAUGUGCCUUCGGGAGCCUCUCUUGCUCAACUGCUGUUUCCUGCUAUGCCGGGGUAGAGUUAAACCAAUGGACCUGGUGUCUGUUACAACAAGCCCGUAUUCUGCGUCGUCCACAUCCAAUCAGAACGGGCACCCACCUGCUCCCAGAAGACUUUUCUCUUUCCUGUCUGUGGCAUGGGGGUUUGUGUCCGACGUGGAUAUAGAGAGCGAGCGCUACAGAGGACUGGGCUCUGCAAGGUUUACACUGGGAACUCUGGUGAGGUUGGCCUCACUGCGCUCUUAUAAGGGCCGUCUUUCAUACUUGCCGCCCGCUAUAGUGAACCCGUCCCUGGAUGCUACGCCCCAGCCCCCACGCAGACCUCUUUCUCGCAGCAUUACGGAGGGUUUGGAGGGGUUUUGUCGCACGCCCAUCCAUCGGACAUGCUCUGACAUGGGUCUGAGUGAGCAAAGAAGCCUUUGUAAGGGAGACGGGGAGAGAGAGAGGGAAAGGGAGAGGCAGGAGAGAGAGAGGGAGAGGGAGAGAAGGAGAGAGAGGGCAAGGGGCGUGGGGGUGGUAAGAGCCUCCAGUCUAGCAGAGGACAGAGAGAGAGAGAUAGAAGCAGAAGAGAAGAUGGAGGAGACAUCAAGGACCAGGUCGGAAUCAAAUGUAGGGGAAGAGUGUGACAACAUAGACAAGAACAAUGGGAACGGACAGGAGGAAGAGAAUACUAGGAAAACGGAGGAGAUAGAUGAAGGAGUGAGGAGAGCGAGAGAGUUGAGCCACAGCGAUGGGCUUGAUGAAGAAAAAGAGCAGACCACACCACCCGACCUGCAACACAAACUGCGUAAAAACUCAGCCCCCUCCAGCCAGAUCAUCAACGCCUUCUUUAGCCAGCCAAUCAGCGCAGACUCUGACCAAGACUUGGAGGUGGCAACCUAUGGGAAGGAGGAUGAAGAUUUAAAUGGAACCUACUUUCAGAGAGAAGCCUAUCCACUGGACAAAGCUCGAGAGCGAGCUCUUACCAUUUCCUCCUCUCCAUUCCGUCAGUCUCCUUUUAAAUCCUUUAAACCCAAAACGUUGGACCAGAACCAGAACACCUCACGACCACGCCCACUCUCCCUUCUCCACCAAUCGCAUUCAAACUCCCUGCCUCCAAAAUUUCCAUCCCUCUCUCUGUCCCUUUCCCCGACCCCUCCUUCAUCCCCAUCUUGUGCCUCUCCGCAUUCUUCUUAUCUCGCCCCGCAUCCCAACACUCCUAGCUCCUCUUCCCCAUCACCGUCCUUUCAUUCGCCAAGCCCUUCCUUCAACUUUGACCUUGCCGAGCCCACCGGAUCCCUAAAGAACCGCCCGCACAGGACAUCCUCCAUCAACCUGCCAGAGGAUGACCUGCUACCUCCUUUGGAUCAGCCUCUGCCCACAAGAGACUGGGUCACCAUUGAGGGCGAUUUCGUUCUGGUGCUUGCGAUCUACCAGUCUCAUCUGGGGGCAGAUCUUUUUGCUGCCCCUCAGGCUCGGUUUGACGAUGGUUUGAUACAUCUGACGUUCGUGCGGGCUGGUAUCUCCCGUGCAACGCUUCUUAGACUGUUCCUGGCGAUGGAGAGAGGAGCACAUUUGUCUGUUAGUUCUCCCUAUGUUAGUCACGUUUCAGCUCGGGCGUUCCGUCUUCAACCGCUCUCAUCACGAGGAACACUUACUGUGGAUGGAGAGCUGGUGCCCUAUGGGCCUUUGCAAGCACAGGUUCAUCCCUCCAUGGCCCGUUUGAUUGUUGGGGACUCGGGAGUAAAGAUUACAAAAUUCUGACCUGGUUGGAUUUGAACCGGCAGGGAUUAACAUCAGGCUCUGGAUUAUGUAACAGCGUAUUGGGGAGAGAGAAACAGAAAGCCAACAGUUGCUUUGCAAUCACUGCUUUUACUCGAAUUAAGUAAAGGAUUGCUGAUUCAAUCUGCAUAUGCAAAGAGUGUUUUUGACGGAAAUUUGUGUUCUGUUGGAUUACUUACUACAGUCGUAGACAGAAAGCAGCAAUGCAAACGGUGAAACUGAGUGUGUCUUGUGUAUACAUUUUAGUAUGCAUUUGUGCAUAGAUCCUCAGCAGUGCUACUGCCUUACUUCAGAGAGGGACAGAACACGUAAAUAAAUGCUUUUAGGUUGCCACAUCAAAUAUUCCUCCACAUAUGUUGAGUAAUGGGUACCCCAGGAACGCCGUAUCCGUCUCUGAAUUUUACGUGCAAUCCACUCUUAAUUUACCUACUCACUUAGUCCUACUACUACAACACACAAUCCUGAAACCUCGCGAUUGAUCUACAUUGAACAAAGGCUCCGUCCAGCUCUUUAAAAACCUUCCAUUGUUUCACGGGACCGAUCAGAAAUAUCAGUCUUACGGCGUAGCUUAAUGUAUUUUUAGAAUACAAUCAACGUGUUGAUUGAGUGGAACUCAUGCCGACUCUUAUGGUGUGUAUUGCGUUGCUAGUUUGUGUAGGAAAAGCAUGCAAUGGUCAUGAUAUUGUUAGGAAACUAGCUAUAUAUGCAUUGCAGUGAAUAAUGAAAGCUUGUAGAAAAUUUGUCAGGGCGUUCUUUUUCACAAUCUUACAUUUACUCUUCAAUAUCAGCCCGUAGUGUUAAAAUCAAAAUUGAUCUUAAAUUGUUUUACUGUCAGUCCUGGAUUAAAGAAAACGCAGAGGGUCCUCGUAGUGGUUACCAAUCCCUUAGUAAUAUCAAAGACAUUACAUUUUCCAUGACUUGAGGCAUGUUUGCAUAAGCAAGUUUGUUAACUUGCAUGCAAAUGAUGAAAACACUGAUACUGGCGGAUUGGAAGUUGCAUCUCUACUUUUCCUUCGAACUGCAUCAUGCUAUGUCGUCGCACAGUGAGGAACUGGAAUAGCGCAAUAAACACGUUUGUUCUCAGCCCAGUCCGCUGAAUUUAUGUUUUUUGUAGUACUGCGAUCAGUCGUUUUCCCCAGAACCUCAUUUGAAGAUUGAGACACUGUAGUAGGACUUACUUUUCAGCUUUUUUAAGUAAACAAACCUGUGCAAAGUCUAGCUGUGGAUCUGAUUAUGAUUGUAAGAGCUUGUAAGCUUGGUGGCCUUUCCAGUACUGUUGAAUUUUACCCAAAUAUUUACUGCAGAAAUAGUUUUUUUCUCUUGGUUUUAUUUUGCCCGAGGACCACAAUUUGACAGUUGCAUACCCUUUUGCUUUAAUUUAUACAUUUCAAAUGAUUAAACUUUAACUUUCGGCUGGAAUUUCCGAACAGCUGUCCUGUCUUGUGCAAUCACUUCUGCGUCAAUAGAUCUGCGCUUUACUUAGCAAUUGAUAUGUAAUGCUGUUUGUUUAGUCUGUGGACUAGAAAGGGAAUCUGAGCUGCAAUCAGAUGGCCAGUUAUUUGUUUUUGGUUUUCAUUUUCCCCCAUGUUUCCUUCCUUCUUUUGUUGUACCAUAUUUUACAGUGAUCUAUUAAAUUUGGUAUUGAGCUGCUGUUCACCUUGAAAAUGCCAGUUAAAGAUCAUUCAUUCUACGAUGCUUGUAAUACGAUUGUAAUUACUAAUAAAAAAUAUUAUAUUA